AUCAAGCGAGGAAGCAUGGAGCGCCACAGGACGCGUUGGAGACACUCACCAAGGAUGCUGGGAAACGCUCAGUUUGGGACGUGUGUCUAAGUUGUGUUAAGACGCUUGUGGAGAGGUUCUGUUCGGUCCAACUUGGACUUUCCAUCAAACGUGCGUAGAUUGACGGGCCGCACAACAAUUUCACAGAAGACCUGGACUGAUCAGCGCCGGGAACGCACUAAUACGGUAGACGGUAAAACGGACCGGACAUGAGUUGGGGGCUCCGUGUGAACAUUUCACUUUGUUUUGGGCGAACCAAGUGGCUGUGCUGCGCUGAGUGAAAACAUCCACUUGUUCCAUGUCACAUGCCAUUACUAGGACGAGUUUUCUUCAAGGAAACUGAUCGUGGAACAGAACUGAACAGUUUGGAACAAUGGUGAAGUUUCAUAACUCGGACCUAUGGAUAGCCUGGUUGCUCAUUUUCUGCAUGAAGGGUUCAAGAUUUGACACACUCACUGGAAAAGCGAGUGUACAGGCACUGGAUGUGAUGGUGUCACAGAGCAGUAUCCAGGUAGCCCGAGGCCAAGCAGCCGUCCUGCCUUGCUCCUUCACCACCAGCGCUGCUCUCAACAACCUCAACAUCAUCUGGAUGGUGAUUCCACUAUCCAAUGCCAACCAGCCAGAACAGGUGAUAAUCUACCAAGGCGGCCAGGUGUUCAGCCUCGCUAACCACCUCAAUGGCCGUGUGGGGUUUGUGUCCACCAUGCCAAGUACAAGUGCCUCCAUCUUCAUUAACAACACCCAGCUGUCUGACACAGGGACCUACCAGUGUCUGGUGAACAACCUCCCCGACAGAGGGGGGCGCAAUAUUGGUGUCAUUGGACUCACUGUGCUAGUGCCCCCCUCGGUGCCAGCAUGUCGAAUCCAGGGAGCCCUGGAUGUUGGCAGUGACAUCAUGAUGUUUUGCAGCUCAGAUGAAGGUAUUCCUACACCAUCCUACUCGUGGGAGAAGUUAGAUGCGCUGCCCAAGCUGCCACACAACGCCAUGCAAGACCAGAUGCAAGGCACUGUAACACUGAGAAACAUCAGCGCCAGUACCUCAGGACUCUAUCAGUGCACCUCCAGCAAUGCCAUAGGCAAGAGCACAUGCCUGCUGAAUCUUCAGGUUGUUCCACCUCAGCCUCAGAGUGUGGGUCUGAUAGCAGGGACUAUUGCCACUGGAGUGCUGGCACUCAUCAUCUGCUGCCUGUUGGUGGUGGUCACCCUCUACUACUGGAAGAAUAAGAACAAAUACGAGGAGGAAGAGAUCCCGAAUGAGAUCAGGGAAGACGAUCUACCGCCCAAGAGGUCCUCAUCGGUGAAAGCAUUCCAUGCCGACGCCUCAUCUUCAGAGAAUGACACCCUGACUUCCACCAACACCUACAACAGUCGCUACUGGCACAACCCCAAACCAAACUAUGACACCAAUUCGUACACGCGCUACAACGGAGACACACGGCAAACCUUCGCCACUGCGGUCCAUGGCAUACAUGGACAUAGACAGUCCCAGAACCCAGCACACGGACACAGCUCGGCUGUCACGGCACCGGGCUCCGCCCCACUAUCCCGCCACCCUCAUCCCACUGCUACAACAACUUCGUCCUUUGCCAAUGGCAGCCACACACUUCCACCACCUAAGACCCUGGUGGUCACCACAAACUCUGCCCCGUCUCCCCCCACCAUGGUGCGUAGCAAUGGCUCCGUGAGUCUAAAGCCAGUUGUGACGCCCACCCAUGGGCAGCAUACGCACUCAUACGCCGUGAGCCAGGCCACGCUGGAACGAAUGGGGGCGGUACCCGUGAUGGUGCCCGCCCAAAGCAGAGCGGGCUCGCUGGUCUGAAAACCUGUUUUGCUUAACAUUUUGGAAAUAGGAGUUGAUUAUUUUUUGGUUGUUUUUUGAGAUCCAAUGAUGAAAACCAAACUGAAUAUGGGCUGAAACAGCCUGCUGCCCUUUAUUUUACUACUGUGUCUACAUACAACUGUGUCUUUCUCUACACUGUGUGCUGAUUCUUUUUUUUUUUUUUUUUUUAAUACUCAAAACAAAGUAAGAUUUUGCAGUGCAGAGUUCAUAUAAUGCCAAUUUAUUUAUUGAAAUGAUCCAACCAUUGUAUUUGGAAGUAGACAAAUCAAAACAUCCUGUUAUUGGAGUUAUUUUAUUGUUGGAUAGUUUGAAAACAAAGGAAUUCUUUAUUUAUCCUUUCCCCCCAUUGUUUCAAUACUUCGUGGUUGGACUGGACCGAACUCAAACUACUUCAUGAAUGCAUGUGUUUUGUUUUAAAAUAAUACAUUUUUGCCACAGUUAAACGAAUUGAAUAAUUGUGACCCUGAUGAUAAUGAUGAUUUUGUGUUCAAAAGUGAAUGUUUAAUUGUGUGUUGGAAGCUAUACGUUAAGAUGAACGUAUAAGAACGAUAUAAUGGUUGCAAUGGCCUUAGAAGAGAAGAGAGGCUUUAUAGGUGCAAUAGCACGCAUAAUAGAAUAAUAAUAAUAACAUGCAAAUCUUUAAAUUUGGUUCAUGCACUUUUUUAUAGCAAUUCAGACAGCCUACUGUCUUGUUAAGAACUUUCUUACAUUGAAAUGCUUUUUCCACUUGACUUUUCACAUGAUGGACAGAGAAACAUGAUGUCAAUGUUCAAAGUACGCAUAUCCAACUUGUGGAGUGUUUUUAUUGUCUUGUGUGUGUGUUUUUUUUUUAAAAACAACAACAACAAUAAAAAAAGAAAUACUUUUUUUCAUUAUCGAUUUUAGGAGGGAAAUUGGUAUGCGUGCUUUCAUUGUACAAUAAUGCAUAAUGAAAUACUGUACUGGCAAUACAGUAUUGCAAAAUGAAUUGAUAAUUUAUUGAUUCUUAAAGUAUGACAAUGUAUGUCCAGAUCCUGCUUUUUUUCUCUCACUGUGUCCUAAUAUGGUUUGUCACCUCUGUGCUGCUUUUAAAAAAACACCUGAUAAAUGCUUUAUAAACGAACAAAUAUAUAUUUAAAGAUGUUUUUAUUCACAGAGGCAAACACCUGUUUUUUUUAUUUUAUUUUAAUGUACAUAUUGUAACCACAAAUGUAAACUAGAAUCAAAGAAAACAUUUUAAUUUGACUCAUGUGUCUUAACAUUUUGUUACACCAGAGGCACAGAAAGAAAAAUGCUGAUUUACUGAAGGGAGAUUUUUUUUUUUUAAUUUGUAGCUUUAUUUUCCUUACGUAUAUUGACAUUGUUUCGUAAGGCAGGUAAAUCCAGUCUAUUUAUGCUGUAUAUGGUAGAAAUCUAGAUUGUUUUUAUAAUUUAACCAAAUUUUCAGCAGCGGAACUCAGCUUUCUUGCGUGUUAACGUGAUGCAGUACUCUAAAAGUCUUUUUGCUAAACUUUAUGCCACAAUUAUUUGAUUAAAUUUUUUUUUUUUUUUUAUUAUUGUUGUUACUAUUAGUAAUUGCAGUUUCGUGGAUAUUUGGAUACAAUCUCAUUACGUCUUUGAAACAAUAUUGCUUUACAUUAAGCCACUGUCAUGUUCUCGUGUCAUCAUGAAAGAGUUCUUUACACUGGGUUGAAACUGAAUCAGACAUUUCUAAUUAUGUUUCUCACGUAUGUAUAUCCGUGCAGUUACAGCUGUGCAUGUGCCAUUCUUCACACAAAUGAGUAGGAAAACACUGAAAAUAUUCAGCUGGAAAUUUGUUUGGAUCACAUUUUUACAAACUAGUUUAAUACUGUGUACUUCAUACACAAUGUGAACAAUAGUAGCUAUGAAGACAAGGUGACUCAUCACACAUACCACUUCUCAUUAAUCCCACUAAUAAUUUUCAAACACAUUCAAACUCAAAUGUCCAAAAAUGAUAAAUGCACAUCCCAUAUUUGCCUGUCAGUGUUUUCAGAUGAAGUUCAUUAAGAUUUUCUCAGCAUCUCAGCCCGUCUCUAAUGGUUGUUUUCAUUGAGACGUCCUCUGAAGUUUCUGUUUUUAGUCAAGGCAUAAUGGCCACCUUUAAGAACUAAAUACAGAAAUGGUGAAUAUUCUACUGACAUCCUGUGUCCUUGACCUAGUGUCUAAAAUGAGGUGUUAGAGUAUAUACUGACCAAACCAAUUUGUAUAUAUGUAAAGAAAUCAAUUUGUUCUUACUGUUGGUUUGAAAUGUCAAAUAGGAAACAUAACACUGAAACUUGUAGAGAAUAAAAUAUUGUUCAUACAAUCUUUACCGUUUUUGUCUUUUCGAAUGUCAUCCUGUCUCGCACCUUGGUUUCUGAAACAUAUACACUGUAUACAUACACUGUCGAUUUAGUGGUCCAUGCAGCCUCUGUAACUGAAUAAUGAUGCUUAGAAAUUGCCCACAUGUGUGA
Messenger RNA from Corythoichthys intestinalis (scribbled pipefish), 4332 nucleotides. It is a transcript of the gene igsf11, whose product is annotated as immunoglobulin superfamily member 11. The record is from RefSeq and is a predicted model, not a curated record. NCBI's taxonomy places the organism in Eukaryota, Metazoa, Chordata, Actinopteri, Syngnathiformes, Syngnathidae. The transcript has 8 exons. Gene Ontology annotation, cellular component: cell-cell junction. The coding region runs from base 413 to 1858 and encodes 481 amino acids.